AGCGGUGACCACGCCUGAGGCUGUGGCUUCCUCUGCCUCCAUCAGAGGGGAGGGGCCCGUUCCCCUCCUUGCACCCAGACGGGGCCGGUGGCUGAGCUGAGAACCCAGCUCCCACCCCAGAGCGACCACCUCAGCAUGGUGCUAACUCUCCUUCUGCCUCUGCUGGCCUCUCUCCAGAUGCUCCCCAGGCCGGCGUCCCCCGCAGAUCUCUCGCCAGCCCCCAAACUCUUGCAGGAGUACUGGUACACAGUGUAUCUCUCAGGGGAGCAGGUUAACCUUACAUGCUCGGCUCCUGAGCGUGAGGAGGUUUCAGGAUACAGAUUCUUCUAUCACAAAGGGCAGCAGGACCCCAGCAUAGUCCUCAACCCUAAUGCUGGAGCCCGGCUGGAGUUUACAGCAGAGAAGGGAAAUGCUGGGUUAUACAGCUGUGCAUACUGGAGAUUGGAAUCCAACCAAGAGAUCUUGUCUAGGAACAGUAGCUCCGUCAGUACCUCCGUCACCAGGGUCCCAGCCCCCCUGCCGGCUCCCCAGCUCACCGUGUCCCCGAAUCAGCCUGUCUACGUAACGGGAGAAACUGUGACCCUGACGUGCUCAGCUGACUGGGCGUCCACUGUGUCCGGGAUCCGGUUCUUCAGAGACGGCCAGGAAAUCCACUCCAAGGAACUCUCCCCACCUUGGUACAGUUACACUGAGUUCAUUCCACUGUCGGAGGUGUCUAUAUCACAAGCCGGAACGUACACCUGUGAAUCCUGGAAGACAGUGUCUGGGCGAGAGAUCCCAUCGGAGAGGAGCCGACCCAUCUCCAUAACAAUGACAGCCCCCCUGUCAGCUCCCCAGCUCACCGUGUCCCCGAAGCAGCCUGUCUACGUAACGGGAGAAACUGUGACCCUGACGUGCUCAGCUGACGGGGCGUCCACUGUGUCCGGGAUCCGGUUCUUCAGAGACGGCCAGGAAAUCCACUCCAAGGAACUCUCCCCACCUUGGUACAGUUACACUGAGUUCAUUCCACUGUCGGAGGUGUCUAUAUCACAAGCCGGAACGUACACCUGUGAAUCCUGGAAGACAGUGUCUGGGCGAGAGAUCCCAUCGGAGAGGAGCCGACCCAUCUCCAUAGCAGUGACGGCCCCCCUGCCUGCUCCCCAGCUCACCGUGUCCCCGAAGCAGCCUGUCUACGUAACGGGAGAAACUGUGACCCUGACGUGCUCAGCUGACAGAGCAUCCAAUGUGUCCGGGAUCCGGUUCUUCAGAGACGGCCUGAAAAUCCACUCCAAGGAUCUCCCCCCACCUUGGUACAGUUACACUGAGUCCAUUCCACUGUCGGAGGUGUCUAGAUCACAAGCCAGAACGUACACCUGUGAAUCCUGGAAGACAGUGUCUGGGCGAGAGAUCCCAUCAGAGAGGAGCCGACCCAUCUCCAUAACAGUGACAGAUCACCCUCCCCUGCCUUCGCUGAGCAUGGAUCCUCCAUCCGGAGUGGUGAGCGAAGGGUUCCCCCUGCUUGUCACCUGCAUGGCCCCCAGGGAUGCUAAUCAGCGGAGGUUUCACUUCUACAAGGACAGUGUCAAGCUCGUUCCUGGGGAUGCAGGGUCUGAGAUCAGCACCACAGAGCCCAGCACCAGCUCUAUGAACAUCUCUGUGCUCAGCAUCCUGCAGGCCAGUCCCAACAACAUUGGGGAAUUCACCUGCGAAUAUGAGGAGAACGUGAGUGGGAGGUGGAUCCCAUCCCACAGGAGCCACGCUCUGAAUGUCACUGUGACAGCCUCACACUAUACCCGUGAUAUUCUGCUGAGAAUUGGUGGUGUCUUACUUCUGACUGGAGCCCUGGCUGCUCUGCUCUGCUAUUGCCAUAGGAAGAAAAGAGUUCCAAAGCCUCUGAAAAGCACCAAGGGAUCUGAGCCUGGAGAACACACCAGGAACCUGGAUCCUGGUCGUGAUAAUGAGGGAUCAAAAGCCACGUGUGCCGGAGCAGAGCAGAUGGAACAGGGCUCAGAAGUCACCUACGCACUCAUGGUAUUCCCGGCCUCACAGGCCCACGCAACCCAGACGACAAAAAAUCUAAAACCCGCUGAAGAUGAGCAUGUGCUGUACAGCGAGAUAGUGACAACACACACCUGGAAGGCAACUAAAUAAGGAGGGGAAGCUCUCUAUACGUCUCUCUGCAUGUUCCCCCCUCCUCCAGGCGUCCAUAUCCUUAACCCUUUAUACCCCAAGAGCCCUUUUAUGCCACUUGGCAAUGGGCACACCCAAAGCACCGCAGACAGAAUAUUUAGCCAACCGGCAUCUUGUCAGGUAUCGUAUAAAAACUAGUAACCCAUUGGUCAUGAACACCACUGCGUGAUGUAUGCACGGAUUGUGUAGAAAGUGUUAUGUUUGUAUGCUGGAAAUAUGUUAUGGAGGUAGUUGAUAAAGAAACCAGCCCUAGACAAAGGAAAGUGGAUUCAUGCAUCUGCGUGAAUCAGGCUAACUGGCAGAUAAGAAAAACAGCCUGGCUUGUGUGCUGCUGGCCGGUCUGAUGCCCACUCUUGCCCAGGCUGCAGGUAUUAGCUGAGAACUUACAACCUCAUAACUGGAGACCAGACCAGGUCACCUGUGUGUUAGAUUUGCUCUAAAUAGGUAUUAGUCUUCUAAGAAUGUCUUUAGUGUUUAGACUCUACGAAAUGCUUGUAUGUUGCUGCCUGCAUUAACCUCACGGAUAGAGUCCAUAUCCCAUGGUGUAAGGUGAUAGUUAAGUGUUUGCUCUGAAACUGUAAACGCCCACAGUCUGGAGAGAAACAUGAACAAGUGUGAAAUACAAGUUUUCCACAAGAGGUGUUAUUUCCUGCCCAGCAAAAGAAAGCCCAUAGAUACCAGACAAGCCAUUGUGUAACGUCAGAGGACAAAACGCUUUGUUGAUUGCAUCCCCCCACCCAUAUAGAGGAGACGUGGAUGGGAACUUCUCCCCUGCUCUUGAAAUCUGGGGGAAGGAAAUAAAAAUCCCUGACAAGAAGAAAUUGCAUCUUUUUGGCUGUCUGAACUCAGAAAGGCCAGAGACUCUGAACUGAAGCCAGAGAUCCCCAGGGGCUGCCUCCUACAUCUACCCUGAAAGACCCUUUGAAUUGACAGAUCACUACAAAUCUGUCACUUUUCAGAUUUACGUGGUAGCUCAUUGGCGUGUCUCUAAUUGAUUGCUUUUACCUGCAGAUAACUCUCGUAUUCCUUUUUCCUAGUUAAUAAACCUUUAUAAUAGGA
Molecule: messenger RNA, 3228 nt
Organism: Chelonia mydas (Green sea turtle)
Lineage: Eukaryota; Metazoa; Chordata; Testudines; Cheloniidae
Product: immunoglobulin superfamily member 1-like
Exons: 10
Coding region: 136-2130 (664 amino acids)
Biological process (GO): cell surface receptor signaling pathway
Molecular function (GO): transmembrane signaling receptor activity
Source: RefSeq, a predicted model, not a curated record